Molecule: messenger RNA, 642 nt
Organism: Nerophis lumbriciformis (worm pipefish)
Lineage: Eukaryota; Metazoa; Chordata; Actinopteri; Syngnathiformes; Syngnathidae
Source: RefSeq, a predicted model, not a curated record
AUGUUGCGUACAACCCUAUGCAUUUUGGUGGUUUUAGUCGGCCUUGCCGAGGCCCGCGCCGAUCGGCAAGAACCUGGCACUGUCUUGGUACUAGGCGACAGCCUCAGCGCGGCCUAUAACAUCUCAUUGGAUGAGGGCUGGGUCGCCCUGAUGCAAGCUCGUGCGAACCAGCAUAGCUGCAAUGUGACGGUGGUCAAUGCUUCGAUCAGUGGCGAAACAACGGCUGGGGGGCUGGUCCGCUUGCCGCGCUUGCUGGAGCAAAACCGGCCAGCGUUAGUUGUCAUCGAACUAGGCGGCAAUGAUGCGCUGCGAGGGCUGUCUUUGAAAUCGUUUAGGGCUAAUCUAGCCGAGAUCAUCCGUCUCUCGCGGGCGGCCGGGGCUAGCGUUGUGCUGAGUGAGAUGCGUAUUCCAAGCAACUAUGGCAAACGCUACAGUGAAAAAUUUCGAGCCAUCUAUCAUGAGCUUGCGGAACGUGAUGACGUUCAUCUGCUGCCGUUUCUCUUGCACAAUGUCGCUUUGGUGGAUGGCCUGAUGCAAGCCGAUGGCAUUCACCCUGCGGCGGUCGCUCAACCGUUGAUUCUUGACAAUGUCUGGACGGUUGUCGAGCCGCUGCUGACGUGCUGUGCUACUGGAGUACAGUGA